Messenger RNA from Corylus avellana, 3098 nucleotides. Its product is annotated as C2H2-like zinc finger protein. The record is from RefSeq and is a predicted model, not a curated record. NCBI's taxonomy places the organism in Eukaryota, Viridiplantae, Streptophyta, Magnoliopsida, Fagales, Betulaceae.
GCUAAAAAAUCAGUGAACGAAAGUAUAACGCCCAUCUCUUACGGAGGAGCAAAGCAUAAAAUGAACGAUGAAUCUCCUCGUCAAUGCAAUGCACACCCUCCCCUCGCUCUUCCUCCACACAACUUCCUUCCCUUCCUCUCAAUCUUCCUUCCUCCUCAAUUACCCAUUCAAAUCCACCACCAGACUUCCUCCCCGAUGCCAAACCAUUGCAUGCGCCUCCAACGGCGUCGUAUUCUCGGCGGCCUCCGAUAUCGACAUGUUCAAGAACAAGCAUGGCGUGUACGCGCCGAAGCAGAAAAAGGUCGUGGUCCUUUGGGACCUUGAUAACAAACCCCCGCGCGGCCCGCCGUACGAGGCGGCCAUGGCGCUGAAACAGCUGGCCCAACGAUUCGGCGACGUCAUCGACAUGUCGGCCUACGCGAACCGCCACGCGUUCAUCCACAUGCCGCAGUGGGUGGUAGAGGAACGGCGCGAGCGCAAGCAAUUGGACGUGUUGGAGCGCAAGGGCCUGACCGUGCCCUCCCAGCCCUACGUGUGCGGGGUAUGCGGCCGCAAGUGCAAGACCAAUCUCGACCUGAAGAAGCACUUCAAGCAGCUCCACGAGCGGGAGCGCCAGAAGAAACUGAACCGAAUGAGGUCGCUGAAGGGAAAGAAGCGGCAGCGUUACAAGGAGAGGUUCAUAUCCGGAAACGACAAGUACAACGAGGCGGCUAGGUCUUUGAUCGCUCCCAAGGUCGGGUACGGGCUGGCCUCCGAGCUGAGGCGCGCCGGGGUAUUCGUGAAGACGGUGGAGGAUAAGCCUCAGGCGGCGGAUUGGGCGGUGAAGAGGCAAAUGCAGCACUCGAUGAGCCGAGGGGUGGAUUGGUUGUUUCUGGUGUCGGACGACUCGGAUUUCUCGGAGAUGUUGAGGAAGGCGAGGGAGGCGAAUUUGGGGACGGUGGUGGUGGGAGAUUGGGACAGGGCGUUAGGUAGGCACGCGGAUCUUUGGAUGCCCUGGAUUCGUGUGCAGAAUGGGGAGGUGGCGGAGAAGGAUUUGGUGCCCAAGAGUGAAAGGCGGAGGGAGGAGGAGGAUGAGUUGUUUUCGGUUUCUAGUUUGGAUGGGAAUGUGGAUAGUGAGAGCGACUUGUUGGACGGUCUGGUGGAUGAGCUUGUUGCUGCGAGGACCGAGAUUAAUGGUCUGAGGAUUUCAGCUUUUUCUGAAGGGGAAGAGGAGGAAUGGGAUAGUGAGGAGGAGGAAUGGGAUGGUGAGGAGGAUGAUGGAUAUUACUGAUGUAGUAAUGCAUUCUUUUAAGCAACCAGGAUGUUUCGCUUGAAUUUUUGGAGCAAUUACGCUUAGGAAAUGGGAAGAGACUGAAUAUGCAGCUCACUGUUUCCGAGAUGUACAAAGUUGAUAGAUUGGCUUUUCUAGAAAUUACCACAAUGUUCAUCAAAACUCUGAAAGUCGCUUGUAGUGUGGUAUUCAAGUUUGCAGAAUAGUAUUUGUCUGCUCCAGAACAUCCAAUUAUGGCAGGAUGAAGAUGAAUGGAAAAGGAAAAGGGCAAAUUAUGUUUUUUGGUCCUCCAACCUGUAAUAGUGUUUCCAUUUGGUAUUUGUUCUCCCAAUUGUGAUGAUGUUUUUAAUUGUCAUCAUUAUCUCAAUGUCAUCUCUCUGUCCAAGUCUGUCUACAUUGACUUAACAGAAGGUAACCCAUGCUUCCACUCCUCCCAUGGAUUCCCACCCUCACCUCAAUGGGAACACCACAACCCCUAUUGCCCAACUCUCUUCCUCCGCCAAUCUCUUGUUGAAACGCUUGUUGUCACCAAGUGCUCCCUCCUGCACCAAAUUGGACAACAUCCAAACCAACAACACUUGCCCCACCAAUUCAGAGGAAACCACCCAAAUGACCCUUACAUGCAAACCUCGACUCACCCCAUAAAGACUAGCACCACCACGAUUGCCCAAGCACCCCAACUAAUGCUCCUCCCUAGAGCUCCUCUCACAAUCCAAAAGCCUCUUCUACCCCGCAGGAUUGGUGAUCUGUGAUUGACUUGAUAAAUGAGAGGUGAAAUUGGCUUAUUGAUCAUGGGCGGCAGGCUUGUUUAUAUGAAGAUUUAUUGUGGUUUUCAAAGCCCCAGACGCUGAAGUCCCUUUCACACAAUGGAGGGUCCUUCACCUUACGCUUCCUGAGGUCAGGCCUAAUUAUGCACAAUGCUUCUAUACUUUUUGUCUUUUGAUCAAUUAUGAGAUGCAUAGGUCCAAUUGUAGUGGGGCACUAGAAAUAUAAUUUAGAAAUGGAUUAACGAUUAAAUUAUUGAAACCCCCAGAUAGGGGAAUUCACAGCUCCAUUAUCAUGUAUUAUUGUCUUGAUUGUGGAUGCAAAUAGUUGUAUGAAAUAGUUAAAUCUCACAGAAAUAGUUUGUUGACCAACUAUUCUGGGGUUCAUUAAUGGAUGAGGAGGUGAGGACUAUGUUCACUGAAUUUCAGAAAUGACGGUAGCCUCCUGUUAUGACGGUAGAUGUCAAAAACUGUUCAUUAUAGGAAGUCAAAUGAAGGUGUCUUGAAAUGAGAUUAACAGCCUCAAAUUCAAUCCCCUGGUAGAAACAUGGGUCUGAUAUACCAUGGUUGCUGUGCCGUUAAUUAUCAGGAAACCAUUUUAGGUGUCUUCAUGGAGUGGGUAUAACAGUGUGGGUAGAGAGAGCAGUCAGUAGUACAUGGUCGGUCUAUGCUAGUGGAUUUAUCAUUUAUGUGUUUUGAUAUGAUAUAAAUGUGAUGUUUUUUAGUGGGGUCUACGUUUGAGAAAAUGUUAUGUGGGUACAUCUACUUAUUUUUAGUGAACACAAGUUUGAUCCGGGCAGCCGCCUGCGGUCACCCCCAGCCUAUUAUGGAGACCCCACGUCCGCCCGUGGCCUGUUUUGGUAACUGGGGCAGCCAGAACACCCAUCUCUUCCCUUGAAUAUGGCCAGACAACUACUUUUUUGUUUUUUCAAUUUUUUUAUACUUGCAAAAAUUAAGUAUUUGUCUUCUUCUUUAACUGACAAGUAUGUAAUACUAAGAGAAAAGAAGAAAGGUCUAUUUGUUUCGGUGUAAAAUAAUCUUCUAAUUUAUUUAUUUAUUUUUCU